Molecule: messenger RNA, 2585 nt
Organism: Centruroides sculpturatus (bark scorpion)
Lineage: Eukaryota; Metazoa; Arthropoda; Arachnida; Scorpiones; Buthidae
Product: CDGSH iron-sulfur domain-containing protein 3, mitochondrial-like
Exons: 3
Coding region: 84-539 (151 amino acids)
Cellular component (GO): intracellular membrane-bounded organelle
Molecular function (GO): 2 iron, 2 sulfur cluster binding
Source: RefSeq, a predicted model, not a curated record
CCGUCGUCUUAUACAGAGAGCGUGCGAUGCUGAAGUAGAGUACUGUACUUCGCGUUUAAAUUUUUUACAUUUAAUGCUUAAAAAUGAAUAUUCGAGCAUUUUCUACUUGUAUAAGAUUAUCAAACAUUAAAUCAAACACAAUUGUUCAGUUUAGGAAUUAUAAAAAGCUAUCUAUAUAUGAAAUUCCGGAUAUUCCUGAGUUACAAGAUUUACCAGAACGCCAAUAUUACGAUUCCUAUCAUCAGACCGAAAAGGGAAGGGUUUAUGAUGUUAAACCUUUCAAAUUCUUAUGCAAAGCUGGAAGAGCUUAUGAUUGGUGCCCUUGUGGACAUAGUCGAAAUCAGCCAUUUUGUGAUGAAACCUGCAAAAAUGAGAGACUAAAAAUAACGAUGAAACCAAUAAGAUUCAUUUGUCGAUCAACAAGAGAAUAUUGGUUUUGUAAUUGUAAACAAACUGAACAUCGUCCAUUUUGUGAUGGAUCUCAUAAAAAUCCAGAAGUUCAGAAUUCAACUCCUACAGUAAAACCUCCUCGUAUGUAAUGAUAUAAAGUUAUAAAAUAUUCUGAAAAUUGAUUUAUUAACAUAAUUAUACAAUUUUAUGAAAUAUGCGAAAAAAGUUGUUAAAUAAAUCUAGAUUCAAUACCUAUUGAUAAGUAGUUUUGAAGUUAAUUUAUAGGCUAAUUUAUGUUGAUAUUGCUAUAAAUUCCCGAUAACUCUAAGAGCGGGAUUGUUGAAUUUACGAAAGUCCGACCUUGCGGGACGACAUGGAAAACGAAGGUUGAUACCCAGUACAGUAAUUUAUUACGAUUUACUUUAAACGAAAAAAGUUUUACUAAGCUUUAGUAGAGUAUACUGCUGAAUGAGUUUUAAAAAAUUCAUGACCAAUGUACUGUACAGUACAGUAUCGGUAAUUGAGCGGAGUUCUGUAUAAGUCAAAGUGUUUUGUCUGAUCGAAGUUUAAAGCAACUGUUCGACCACUGAACGUGAUUUUUUUGCAAAUAUCUACAAUUCGGCAAGACUGGGUGUGACGAAAACCGGAAUUAUGAAAUUCGAUUUAUGGGCUGUGGUCGAAAUUCGCUUUGUAAAAUCUAUGGGCCGAUAGCCCAUAGAUAUACUUGUAAGUUUGUCGCACGUAUAUGUCAAUCGAGUUUCUGAUUACUGUCAAUUUACAUCGAUCUCUAAGAUUUUUUUAUUUUGAUCUUUGCGGCGAGAGUUUAAAAUGCACGGCCUGAGGCUUCACAAGUACUGUACGUGUUUUUACCGGUUAUGAUUUUGUAUAUCCUCCCCGAACCUGUAUGUUUUAAACUGUUUUAGAACGUUAUAAGCAUGUUACCUGCCAUAUUUGUUUUCGUGUGAAGCUGAAACAAAAACCUACGCCGCGGAAAAAAGUCCAGGAUAUGUCGGGAGAUGGGCAGAAAUUGAAUUGGUUCAUCUCGCCCCAUUAUCGGUUAGGAAAAACUUUUCCAGAUGAUUGCAGAAACAGAGUUUACGUUAAACAACAGAACGGCCUAUAGACGUUGGCUGGCUGAAUCGUGGUUUAAAAUGCAUUGCAAAGAUGACGAUUGUCUAUUUCUGAACGCCCUCUAAACGAACUUCGGCGAAACAUUGGCUCUUGUUUUCUUCGUCAUUGCUCCCGUUUUAGGAGUCGUUCGGCCAAUCUGGUUAUUUGUUUUUGACGUCAGAAAAGGUUGCCAGCUAUAUUCCGGAAAUAAAAUCUUAAGGCCGUCAACAACUAUUGUUCGACAAUUAAUGACAAUCCUUUUCCAUUUCGAUAUUUAAUUUCGUCGCCAAUACUGUCUCCCUUCGUAACUGUCGAGAUGAAUAAUUUUAAGUAUUUUAUUAUUAUUUUUAUACUGUUUUUACUUCUAUAAAAGGAUUUCGGUAAUUAAUAAAAAAAAAUUGUCUCGUUUGUUUAACAGUACGUUCUGACUAAGGGAUUAACUACAAUGACCCCGAAAUGCAUUAACGUUUUAUAACCGUCACGAUACUCGAAUUGAAAAUAAAUGCAUCUGAUUUAAAUUAAUUGUAGUUUUAGGUCUUCCCCAUUUGAAUAUCGGAAUUGGAACAUUUAAAGUACAGUGGUGCCUCGUAAACGUACUGUACUUAAUCCGUUCCAGGUGCACGUCCGUUAAGUGAAAAGUCCGUUAUACGAAACGCAUUUUACCAUAGAAAUACAUGUUAAAACAUAUAAUUCGUUCCGUAACACAAAAUAACUGUACUGUAUCAUAAAAAAAUAAAAAUGGAGCAGUCACCAAUUAUGCCGGGUAGUCAUAUGUUGUAAGGAGGAGGUGGAGGAUCACUUUUCACACAUUCAUACAGAUACAGACUUUUUACACAUUGCAGCAGGUCUCUUUUUAUUGUUUUUUAAUCGAAGUCAGAUUCAGGAGAGGCUACCGGAGCUUGUAGGGUCAACUCCUCUUGAUCCAUCCUUUGUUUUUUGCCUGCUGGCUUCUUGCAAAACAUGUCCAAGAUGGUCUGUUUCUCUGUCUUCUUCGACACCUGUUGGAAAUGACGGGCAAGGGUGUCAUUGUAGAGAUCAUUGAUCCUGUUGGCCUCAGCUCUGUUUGGAUAAUGAGUGUUGGUAAA